AUGGCACGGCUCUAUGCAACUCUGCUCACAUUUUGCCCUCUGCUGUCUAUUGGUGUGCAGAGUCAAUCUAAAAGCAAGGACAUGUGUAUUUAUCAGGGCGAUGAAGAUAUUCACAGCUUUUAUCAGGGUGGAGAUGUCAUUUUAGGGGGGCUUUUUCCUUUACAUUCCAGUCCUAAAGCAUCAGUUUCUGCCUUCAAGACCAAACCUAAGCCAACAGAAUAUAAAUUCUUUACUUUUCGAGCACUAAGGUGGAUGCAGACGAUGAUCUUUGCUGUUAAAGAAAUCAACCAGCGGCAGGACCUUCUGCCAAAUGUGUCUCUGGGCUACCACAUCAGAGACAGCUGUGAUGACAUACCUGUAUCUGUAAAGAGAUCUCUUCUACUGGUCAAUGGACAGCCAGAGAAAGGCAAAGGACAAAGCUGUGAAGACACAGAAAAACAACCGAGUCCUGUAAUAGUGGGAGACGCUGCAUCAGGAAUAUCCAUGGCUGUUUUAAGAACUCUAGGAUCUUUUAAAAUACCUGUGGUGAGCUACUUUGCAUCCUGUUCCUGUCUCAGUAACAAGAGAGAGUUUCCAACAUUCAUGCGCACAAUGCCAAGUGAUGUUUUUCAGAUAAAGGCUUUAGUUAAACUUGUCUAUUAUUUUCAGUGGACAUGGGUCGGAGUAAUUGGUGUGGAUUCAGAUUAUGCUCGAUUUGCCAUCCAGCUCUUCCUGAAAGAGUCGGAAAGAUUUAAUAUUUGUCCUGCUUAUGUCCACUUUUAUCCUGUUGCGCUUGUUCAAGAUGCAGUUGAGGAGCUUGUGAACAUUUUAAAAACCUCUUCUGCAACAGUCAUACUAAACUUCUCUGGAGAAUCUGAAAUGCAUGGUAUCCUUAAAGAAUGUAGACGACAAAAUGUUACACAUCUUCAGUGGAUUGCUAGUGAAGCCUGGGCCACAUCCCAAGCACUAUGGGACAGUUUUGGUGAUUUGUUAAAGGGAACUUUGGGGUUUGCCAUACGAAGGGCUGAAAUUCCGCAUUUUGGUAGUUACCUGAGGACAAUAAGUGUUUCAGUUGCACAAACAUCCCAUUUUCUUUCUGAGUUUUGGGAAGAGACUUUUCGCUGUCGCAUGAAUGGAUCUUUAAAUACUCAUGUACAUGGAGAAACAAUACAGAACUGGCCACCCUGCAAUGGCACUGAGAGCCUGGAUGAUGUGUACACCCCUUAUUCAGAUGUUUCACAACUCAGAGUUUCUUACAAUGUUUACAAAGCUGUGUAUCUUAUAGCACAUGCACUACAUGAUAUGAACAAAUGCGUCCCAGGAAAGGGCCCUUUUCAGAAUGGGACAUGCGGGAGUCUGUAUCACAUUCUGCCAUGGCAGCUCCUUUACUACAUGAAGCGUACAAAUUUCACAACAUUAGGAGAAGAGGUUCGAUUUGAUGGCAAUGGUGACCCGAUUGCAUCCUAUGAUCUGAUAAACUGGCAAAGAGCCCCUGAUGGUUCCCUUCAGCUGGCGAGGGUGGGCUUCUAUGAUGCUUCCCUCGAUGAGGACAAAGACCUGGUAAUAGAUGAGCCAAUAAUUAUGUGGCACAGAGGAGAGAAGGCCCCAGAAUCAUUGUGCAGUAAAAGUUGCCUGCCAGGCUUCAGGAAGGCCCGGCAAAAGGGAAAGCCACUCUGCUGCUUUGACUGUAUACCAUGUGCUGAAGGAGAAAUCAGUAAUCAAACAGACUCAAUUAAGUGCCUGACAUGUUCAAAGGAGACAUGGCCAAACCAAGCUCAAGACCAAUGCAUACCUAAAACUGUAGAGUUUUUGUCCUUUCUGGAGCCAUUGGGAAUGGUUUUAUGGGUAGUGUCAGCAUUCGGGGCCUGUGCAACAUUAGCAGUACUUGGUGUGUUUAUAAUGUACAGGAAGACUCCGGUCAUAAGAGGAAAUAAUAUGGAGCUAAGUUUCCUUCUCCUGUUAUUUCUUUGUGCAUGCUUUCUGAUAAGUCUCACAUUUAUAGGGAAGCCCACUGAUUGGUUAUGCUGGAUUCGGUAUCCAGCCUUCGGAAUUAGUUUUGCUCUUUGUAUCUCAUGCAUCCUGGCAAAAACUGUGGUUGUUUUAAUGGCUUUUAGGGCCACCCUCCCUGGCAGUAAUGUCAUGAAGUGGUUUGGUCCUGCUAAACAAAGAUCAAGUGUAAUCCUGUGCACUUGUGUGCAAGCACUUAUUUGCAUCAUAUGGUUAACAACAAAGCCCCCUUUUGCUUCACUUAACACUAAGUUUAUGAGUGCAACUUUAAUUGUCGAAUGUGCUGUAGGAUCUGAAGUUGGAUUUUGGUGUGUGCUAGGAUAUAUUGGCGUCCUUGCCUGCCUGUGUUUCUUAAUGGCAUUUCUAGCCAGAAAACUACCAGAUAACUUUAACGAGGCUAAAUUUAUCACAUUCAGCAUGAUUAUAUUUUUUGCGGUGUGGAUCACCUUCAUUCCAGUUUAUGUGAGCACACGUGGAAAAUAUAUGGUUGCUGUCCAUGUAUUUGCUAUUCUAGCUUCUGCCUUUGCUCUCCUGCUGUGUAUAUUUGCACCUAAAUGUUAUAUUGUAUUACUGAAACCUGAAAAAAAUGACAGAAGGAUUAUGAUGAAGAAAUAG
Messenger RNA from Paramisgurnus dabryanus, 2601 nucleotides. RefSeq names its product extracellular calcium-sensing receptor-like. Gene Ontology annotation, cellular component: plasma membrane. Gene Ontology annotation, molecular function: G protein-coupled receptor activity. The record is from RefSeq and is a predicted model, not a curated record. NCBI's taxonomy places the organism in Eukaryota, Metazoa, Chordata, Actinopteri, Cypriniformes, Cobitidae. Gene Ontology annotation, biological process: G protein-coupled receptor signaling pathway.